Mesorhabditis belari is the source of this 2331-nucleotide messenger RNA. The record is from the annotation of a GenBank genome assembly. Lineage: Eukaryota; Metazoa; Nematoda; Chromadorea; Rhabditida; Rhabditidae.
AUGAAACUGGCUGAUGACGUCAGUGCAACGGAGUCGGCUUCUUUCGAUCAAACACGCCAAUUCAACCCUUCUCAACAGCCAAUUCAUUCCAAUGAUCCCGAUGCAGAUGUGAAGAAGAAAAUUGUGCUUUUCAACCUCCCAGAACCGUUUGGUGAUGAUCAGAUGAAAGAGCAAGCCGAUCGGAAUGCUUUUCGUCAAGUUUUAUGUGCGAUCAACGCGGAAAGUCUGGCUGGAAAUAUUCGUGAGAUCAAACGAGAAGGACGAUUUGAACAAAAUGGAAGACCUCGUCGUGUAAUUGUGACAUUUACCGAUGAAAAUGUGCAACGAAUCGUUGUCGAAUGUGCGCCGCAACUCUCAAAGAUUCGUCAACUGAAACAUCUAGCGCUUUAUGCUUACAAAUCACCGGCACAACGAUUCGAACCACUUCCGAAACAACAAACGAAACGUCACAACAACAAAGCACGGCCGCCCAGAGCGGAUGGGUGUCACGGUGACACUUCUCGGAAGGCUCCCGAUCAAAAGUUCGAGCAAAGAGGUCAUAAACAACACGGAAAACCUUCGAACGUGCAAUCCAAUGAUGUGAACCCAAAAUAUCCACAACGAAUCUUCCACAACUCUUUCAGAUUUGGACCCAAUGGCGCUAUGUCAGAUGAUGCUAAUUCUCAAUUUCCUCACACUUCACCGGUGCCGAUGGAAACUGAUGACAUUGAGCUUGAAGCACCGACUUUGCCCGAACAACAGGCAAAUUUUAAGCGAUUAAAUUUCCCGGAAGAAAUGGAAGAAAUGGAUGCUUCAAAUGGAGUUCAAAGGAAAAACGAUUGCAAUCAACACUUUGAUACUCCACUCGCCAGAAAAUUUGACUCUGAUCAACGAAACGCUGUCGAUUCGCUCAACGGAGACCAAGAUACGAAUUUGAUUCGUGAAGCCCAACUGAACGCCCACAAUAUCAACGCCCGUCUACAAGAUCUAUCACCCGAACAACAAGAACUCUAUUUGAAAACUUUAAGCAAGAAUUUGUGGAGAGAAGACAAACAAGAUGAGAACACAAUUGAAGAGAACACAAUUGCUGCUGAUAUUUACGAAGACAACAAUUCAAGAAAACUUUUUGGAACUUCUCAAAUCUCUCGGAAAACCAACAUUGACCGGAAAUUUGAAGAUCAAGAUGUCGUCUCAGCUGCAAAACCGAAAUUCUCCUUUAGCUCCUCAAGCGCUUCAUUUCACGAGUGCCAAACAAACGUACAACAACUUGGCAGGCAAUUUGAAAAAGCUGUUGAAUCUGAAAGGGAAAAGGAGAAUGAAGCAGUUGCGAAGCUCGAAGAUCCACUAAUCACUACAAUUCGUUUGAGCUUGUCUGCUCAGCGAUAUUCAUCGAGAUUGUUGGAUCACGCUGCACGAGCUCGCCCACACAACACCUCGGACACGCUGUCAAUCAAUGAGACUCGGACUUGGAUCUAUCAGUUAAUCGAUCCAAUUCUCAAAGCUUGUACAAUGAUCCAGAGAAACUUGCAACAACUGGACUGGCAGAAGAAAGAGCUGAUGCAAGCCGAGAGCAAUGUUGAAGAAUUGCGGAGAUUGGCGACGAUUCGAGUGACUUCAAUAGAAAUCUUACAGCUAUCGAUGCCCCAAACCGUUUGUCGGAGUCAAAAAUGUGCAAGGUAUGAAAGGAUUGAUGGAAAAGAAGCGUUGAUCUACAGGGUUUGCCACAAAGAUUGCAAACUAAGCGAUAUUGGAAAACUAGACGGAUGUGCAGUCUUUCAUGGUUGCAGGUUCUGCACUGAAUGCUCCUGUCACAUAAAUGAUCACGAGCGAAUCUCGUACGAACAACGAAUGACUACAAAAUCUCUGGAAAACCCACAAAAACUCGCCUCAGAAGCGAAUGCGGCCGAGAUGAAGAAAAUCUCCAUUCGAAAUAUGCAGCGACUCAUCGAUGGAUAUCAAAAAGAAUCCAACUACAUUCUAUUUGCAAUGGCAACUUUUUCAGCGUUCCUUGCUGAGAAUGGGAUCACUCAGAAAACAAAUCUUUUUGAACAACACUUACAGAAACUGAUUGUUGCCGAAGAAAAGAAAAUGAAAAGCGUAGCUGGGGUGGAUGCGGAUGAAUUCAAUCGAUUGCUCGAACUCAGUGUGACUUAUGAAGAUAUUUGCAAACAAUUUGUUCAUCAACGAGACACGGCAAAGAUCUCACUUGAUGAGCUGCAAGAAAUUCGACAAAAGUUAUUCUCUAUGCCGCUGAAUGGCGCAAUGAUUGCACAGAUUUUCGAUAUUCAUGUGAAGACCGAUCAUCAGGACUAUGAGGCAACUGUGGCACGCUGCGAGAAAUCGAUGUUUCAG